Nematostella vectensis (starlet sea anemone) is the source of this 3247-nucleotide messenger RNA. RefSeq names its product organic cation transporter protein. Gene Ontology annotation, molecular function: transmembrane transporter activity. NCBI's taxonomy places the organism in Eukaryota, Metazoa, Cnidaria, Anthozoa, Actiniaria, Edwardsiidae. Gene Ontology annotation, cellular component: membrane. The coding region runs from base 1591 to 3204 and encodes 537 amino acids. Gene Ontology annotation, biological process: transmembrane transport. The record is from RefSeq and is a predicted model, not a curated record. The transcript has 10 exons.
GGAGAAGGUUCUUUUUGACCCUGGUAAAAAAAGGACUAGCUGUGGAAAAACAAAAUUAUCCCAUGAAAGUAUCUGCCAAACAUUGUUAAAAUGCAUGCUCUGUUUUCUCCUAGUAAAUUACCUGCCAGUUAACAAGAGGUGGCUAGGUUGCAUUGAGGUGGCUAGAUAUGGCAUAAAGUGAAAUGCAUAGUGGCUAGAUAUGGCAUAAAGUGAAGUGCAUAGUGGCUAGAUAUGGCAUAAAGUGAAGUGCAUAGUGGCUAGAUAUGGCAUAAAGUGAAAUGCAUAGUGGCUAGAUAUGGCAUAAAGUGAAGUGCAUAGUGGCUAGAUAUGGCAUAAAGUGAAAUGCAUAGUGGCUAGAUAUGGCAUAAAGUGAAGUGCGAAGUUAUAAAGCCAUCUACCCAGAGAUGGACCCUGACAAAAACAGACAGGGGUUAUCGAUGGCAAAAUGAAUUUUAACCCUAAGAGAUAGCACUUUGGGUGUAGUCAACAGAAAUUUGUAAGAGAUAGCAAAUUGGGUAUGGUAGAAGGAACUUUUUACACUAAGAGAUAGCCUUGUACCAAGGCUACUCUGUCAGUGCACUUCAGAUUCAAGAUGUUGGAUGCUCUCAGAGCUAAAUCAUGUUAGAAACCUGGCCGUGCAGCAUAAAAGAGGCCUGGGGAUAAGGCUACCUAAAAAACAUAAAACACCCUCUAAGGAAUAACAGUUGAAUUUUAUACUCAAAGAGAUAGCAGAAUCGGAAAAAAUCGUUCAACACCCUCUAAGGGAUAGCAGUUGGUAGAAAUUUAAUACCAUAAGAGAUACCAAAACCACCCCCGUCUACUUUUCGGGACAGUCCCCCCUCCCCCGGAGCCAGUUAUAGCUUGGAUAAAAUUCACUUGGAGCAUAGGGACAGCCUUGUCUAUGGAUGGCUUGCAGAGGUAUCCCACAAAACGUUUUCUUUAUAGGGUCCCUGUCAGCAAGUUUGAGACAGCUACUCUCCAAUCCUUAUACAUUAGGGGGGGGGGGGUAUGAUACAGAGACAUUAAGAAAACUGGGGUCACGGCCACGCCCCUAUUGGUCAUUUCCUUAAAAUAUUAGAUAAGACUGGGGACUCCUAAGGCUUUGUUAUAUCCAUUGGUACAGUCUCUAGUCAGUGGCGGCAGAGCUGGUCUAAGAGCCAGUAGGCUCAAAACAUAGGCCCUGCUGUAGAACACUGGACUGCUAUUUUAUAAAGCUUAACCACUCUUUAUUCUAAGCUUUUUAGUAUAAAUCUUACAGUCCCACAUCAAGAGAAUUUCACUUUUUGGAGACUUUUGAAACAGCCUUGAUAGAAACACCUAAGUGACCAUAAUUUAUCCCAUGAUUGCACAUGAUUUCAUUUGAUUUGGGGCACCCCUAAGGCAGCACACCCCCUGCUAUAUGACCUUUUCUGCUAAAGUUCACAGACUAGGUAUCCUCUUCCAAAGCUAAGUAUUCCGUGCAGGGAUCAAGUUUCAUGCAUACCUCAUCAAACCUCUAUUUAAUGGCCUCAGCUGCGAAAGAACAUAUCUGUGCUGUUGAAAUACACACCUCGAAACACGAUCUAAAAGCUUUGGGACUUUUCCUUCGAGAUGGAAGAAGUAAGAAGUGAUGAGCCGCUGACCGCUACCGCUGACGUCACGCACCGCCCUUACUACGAUGACGUAUUCAAGCAUAUCCGGUCAUUUGGUCCGAUGCAACGGCUAGUGUUUUCUUUCAUCUUUUUCCUGGUCCUGAUGAUGGCAAUGCAGUAUGGGUUACUGGUGUUUGCCAUGGGAACGCCAAGAUUCUACUGCGCAGACGUGAACAGCACGUGUCCAGAAGAUAAUGUGUGUUGCGCUAACUGUACGACGUACGCUUACGAGGAAGGCCAGUUCACCUCCACUGUCACUGAGUGGAAGCUGCUGUGCGACCGGGCCUACCUAGCGGCCACCAUUCAGUCUUGCUACUUCGCUGGAAUGUUUUUUGGUUCCAUCACAGGCGGAUGGUUGUCUGACAACUUUGGAAGAAAACCUACAAUCUUUAUAGGAAUACAAGUUAUGGCUCUGGUUUCUCUUGCUUCCUCAUUCUCCGACGCCAUCUCGCUGCUUUCAUUACUUCGCUUCAUCAUCGGCUUCUUCCAGAUGGUCUUAAAUGUGACAUAUUUUGUGUACGCCAUCGAGAUCUUGGGCCCAAAGUACCGCACACUUGGAGGACAAUUAGUGACUGUCGGAUUCAUAUUGGGAAGCAUCCUCACUGCGUUCAUAGCGUAUUUUAUCCGAGACUGGCGAAUGUUGAUCAUUGUAUGUAGCGUUCCUGGACUGGCAUUCAUUCUAACCUGGAGGGUUUUCCCCGCCUCCCCACGCUGGCUUAUCGCGCACAACAGAUUGGAAGAAGCGCACUCUAUCUUGGUUAAAUUUGGUAGCAAAGACUCUAAACCUAUCGACGAGCAAGCGCUCAGAGAACUAAUAGAAGAGGUGAGAAGAGAUCAACUUGAACGGCACAAAAUGGACGACAAGAGAUACACGAUGGUGGACCUCGUGCGAACACCAAAACUGAGAAAGAGAUCAUUUAUCUUGUUUUAUACUUGGGUGGUAAUUGCCAUCGUCCAUUUUGGUUUCUAUCUGUACGUGACAAGCCUGACGGGUAACCUGUAUGUCAACUUCACUAUGAUGAACGUCAUUAGUAUACCUAAGGCGUUUGCCUUUGUGGUUAUCAUGAAAACGUUUGGGCGGCGCCUUCCUUACAGCGUUUGCAUGUUGGUCACAAGUCUGUUCUGCUUUCUUAUCUUGGCGAUUCCUAAAGAGUACCCCCUUGCCGUCACUGUGUUAGCCAUGCUUGGAAAGUCCCUAAUGAGCGUGCAGUUUGAAAAUGCGUUCCUUUAUUGCACGGAGCUUUACCCAACAGUAGUGAGAUCAAAUGCGUUUGGGUGUGGAACCAUGUUGUCCCGUCUUGGUGGAAUGUUGACCCCUUACAUCGCAAUGCUGGGCCAACUGCCUAAUUACGGCGUGUACGUUCCCGCUACCAUAUUUGGUGUUCUGACGCUUGUUGGGGCGAUCAUGUCGCUAUGGUUACCAGAGACGCUGUUAGCCAAAUUGUUUCAGACGGUGGAGGAAGCCGAGGCGGCACAAGAGGACUUCUCCGUCAUCUGCUGGGGACAUCAAAAGAGACGCAAGCGAGAGGCGGAAGACCUAGGCGAUGAUUACAUCAAGGAUACUGAGAUAUGAGCUUCCAAUGUCAUCGUGUGAAUAACCAGCUGACACUUCUCGU